Molecule: messenger RNA, 2997 nt
Organism: Gastrolobium bilobum
Lineage: Eukaryota; Viridiplantae; Streptophyta; Magnoliopsida; Fabales; Fabaceae
Product: probable disease resistance protein At4g27220
Exons: 1
Coding region: 1-2997 (998 amino acids)
Molecular function (GO): protein binding; ATP hydrolysis activity; ADP binding
Source: RefSeq, a predicted model, not a curated record
AUGGAUCCUCUAAUUGCUUGGUUUUGUCAAUUCAUGAUGUCACCUCGUAUGAAGGAGAGGCUAAAGCAACAAAUGUUGAUUCCCCUAUGGAAGUACGAAGCCAGAGUUCGAGAACUAGAUAUUGGUGUUGAGGAUCUCAAGAAGAAGAGGGCUGCAGUUCAACAUAGAGUUGAGGAGGAAGAAAAUCGAUAUGGAAGAAGAAUCACCGAUGAAGUUAAAAAAUGGAUAGAAGGGGUGGAUAAAAUAAUCUCUGAAUGUGAGGAUUUUCAUGGGGACGAGCGUUGUAAACUUGCAUUGUUUGAUUUGUUUACAAGUGGUUACCUUCCCAAGUUAGGGAUAAGGUAUCAUUUGAGCACAAAAGCAUAUGAUAUUACAAGGAAGAUUAAUGGACUUUCACAAACAGCAAAGCAUGAUACGCUUUCUUAUUGGUUUGGCCCACCCUCCAUGGCUGCCUUUUUUUCUAUUGUUGGUUAUGAAAGCUUUCCAUCAAGAGAUGAAAUUAAGAAAAAGAUUAUGGCAGCAUUGAAAAACCCGAAUGUUAGAAUGAUCGGACUUCAUGGGUUGAGUGGUGUGGGCAAGACCAGUUUAGCCAAAAAAGUGGCUCAGGAAGCGUUGAAAGAUAAGAUGUUCAAUGUAGUGGUCAUGGCAAAUGUAACAAGAAAUGCUGAUAUAAGAAAGAUUCAAGGACAAAUUGCUGACAUGUUGGGGAUGAAAUUGGAUGAAGAAAGUGACAUUGCAAGAGCUGCUCGAAUACAAAAGAGAUUGAAGAAUGAGAGAGAGAGCACACUUAUAAUCCUAGAUGAUCUUUGGGACAAAUUGGACUUCAAUAUGCUCGGGAUUCCAUCUGAGAAUGAUGACGAAGGUGGCCUGAAGAACGUUAAAGAAGAAAAACCCCAUGGAGCUCACAAUACAAUGAAAACUGAAACUUCAUCCGAAAAGCCAAAAACAGAAGAAGCUUUCAAUAUGAUGAAGUCUGAAAAUAUCCUCGAUGCCACCGAUGUUGUGAAAAUAGAAGAUACUCUUAGUCGUUAUAAGGGUUGGAAAAUGUUGCUCAUUUCUGAAACCAAACAAGUGUUAUCAAGUCAGAUGGAAGGGAGGGAAAACUCUAUUUUCUCUGUGGAUGUCUUGAUGGAAAAGGAAGCACAGGCACUGUUCAAGAAAAAAGCUGGAAUAGGUGAUACGGAUUCUGUAUUUGAAAAAUUAGCAGCUCAAAUUGCCAACAAGUGUCAAGGGUUGCCUAUGUCAAUAGUUACAACUGCAAGGGCUUUGAAAAAUCAGAGCCGCUCGGUGUGGGAGGAUGUCAACCGAAAGCUUGAAUGGCAAAAGUUAACAGGAGCGCCUGAGUUCUCUACAAAGUUGAGUUAUGAACUUUUAGAAAAUGAGGAGCUCAAGUUUACUUUCUUACUUUGUGCUCGCAUGGGUCCUGAUGCAUUAAUUAUGGACUUGAUAAAAUACUGCAUUGGUUUGGGUUUUCUACAAGGAGUCUACACUGUAAGGGAAGCUAGAGAUAGAGUAUAUGUUUUGGUUGGAAAGCUAAAAGAGUCUGGUUUGUUGUCUGAUAGUUAUUCAAAUGAUUAUUUCACCAUGCAAGAGAUUGUUCGCAGUGCAGCUUCGUCAAUAGCAUCCAAGGAGGAGCAUGUAUUUACACUGACAAAGGGGAAAGUAGAUGAAUGGCCUGAAGAGGAUAAACUCAAAAGAUACACUGCUAUAUCCUUACAACAUUGUGAUAUCAUUGAGGGGUUUCCUCUAAGGAUAAAUUGUCCGAGACUUAGAGUAUUCCAUGUGAGCAACAAUGGUCCACAUCUGAAAAUACCAAGCCAUUUUUUUAAAGGAAUGAAAGAACUCAAGGUAUUGAUAUUGACUGGCUUUUAUCUAUCACCCUUACCUUCAUCAAUUACAUGCCUUACAAAACUCAGAAUGCUUUGUUUGGAGCAUUGCAUGCUGGGUGUGGAUUUGUCCAUCAUAGGUGAGUUGAAAAAGUUAAGAGUUCUUAGUUUUUCAGGAUCUAAUAUUGAAAUAUUACCUACUGAAUUGAAGCAGUUAAUAAAGCUACAAAUUCUUGACAUAAGUAAUUGCUCUAAACUUCGAGUCAUUCCUUCCAAUGUAAUCCAAUAUUUGAUUAGUUUGGAAGAGUUGUAUAUGAGAAGGACCCCGAUUCAAUGGAACAAUGGAGGAGAGAUAAGUCAAAGUGAAAAUGCUAGUCUUUCUGAGCUAAGGCAUCUAAACCAGUUGACAACUCUAGACAUAGAAAUCUCAAAUGUUGACCAUUUGUCUGAUAACUUGUUCUUUGACAAGUUAUAUAGUUACAAGAUUGUUAUUGGAGAUUUGAAGGCAUAUUUAGAGACAGACUUCAAGAUGCCAGAGAAAUAUGAAGCAUCAAGAUUUUUGGCAGUACAGUUAGAUAAUGGCUUUGACAUUCAUUCUCAAAAUGGUGUCAAAUUGUUGUUCGACAGAGUUGAGAAUUUGUUAUUAGAAGAUCUCAAUGGUGUCCAAGAUAUUUUUUAUAGAUUGAAUUUGAAAGGAUUUCCAUAUCUAAAACAUUUGUCCAUUGUAAGUAAUUCUGACAUUCAAUCUCUCAUCAACCCAGAGAAAAGAAAGAACAAUAUUGAGAAGGCUUUUCCUAAACUGGAGUCAUUGUAUCUCUAUAAUCUCAAGAACAUGAAGAAAAUUUGCUCAUGUGAACUUUCAACUCCAUCAUUUGGUAAAUUGAAAGUCAUCAAGAUCUAUCUUUGCAAUCAAUUGGAGAAUGUCUUCUCAAUUUCAGUGGUUAGACUUCUAAUUGUUCUUGAAACACUUGAAAUUUCUAAAUGUAAAUCUUUGAAGAAGAUUGUCCCUGUGCAAAUACCAAGUGCUAACAAAAUUGAGGGUCUUGAGUUUCCCGAAUUGCGCUCUUUGACGCUACAAUCUUUACCUCAAUUUAUUACGAUCCAGCCCUAUUCAUCUACAGGAGAGACCAAAGAACUUUUCCAUGAUAAGGUGUGUUUAACGCUAUCAUAG